Messenger RNA from Helianthus annuus (common sunflower), 2381 nucleotides. RefSeq names its product pentatricopeptide repeat-containing protein At1g71460, chloroplastic. The transcript has a single exon. Gene Ontology annotation, biological process: RNA modification. Lineage: Eukaryota; Viridiplantae; Streptophyta; Magnoliopsida; Asterales; Asteraceae. The record is from RefSeq and is a predicted model, not a curated record. Gene Ontology annotation, molecular function: RNA binding; protein binding. The coding region runs from base 30 to 2102 and encodes 690 amino acids.
UUUGGGCGGCCACAAAACACGAUUGAUGUAUGUGUCUUGUUUACAUACAUACAUACUGUGUUGAAGCAGACAAAAUGGAGGGACUCUGCAACCUCUUCCUACCUUCUUCUACAACCAUUCAUCUCCACCCUGCAACCAAUCAAACUCACCCCUCUUUCAAACCCAAAUCUUCCCCUCAAUUUCACUCUCAGUUUCAAACAAAACACCCCCGAAAAGGACGACAUUUCGACGCAUUCCCCUCAUCCCUACCACUCCACACCAAGAACCCCAAUGCCAUUUACAAAGAUAUUCAAAGAUUCGCUAAACAGGACAAGCUCAAAGAGGCUCUCACUAUACUCGAUUACUUGGACAAGCGUGGCAUUCCUGUAAAUACAACUACUUUCUCUGAACUCAUCGCUUCAGUGGUUCGGUUGAAAUCCUUAUCUAUUGGGAAAGUAAUACACACUCAUAUCCGAAUCAACGGGCUCGAAAACAAUGAGUUUUUACGAACAAAGCUUGUCAAUAUGUACACAUCCUGUCGGUCUAGUGAAGAUGCCCACCAGCUGUUCGACGAAAUGCCAAAGUCAAGUGUUUAUCCUUGGAAUGCCUUGCUAAGAGGCAGUGUGAUCAUGGGUGGGAACAAGUAUCAAGAAACACUCAAGACUUUUUCCUUAAUGCGGGAAUCAGGGGUUGACUUGAAUGUUUAUACGUUUUCUUGUUUGCUCAAAAGUUUGGGUGGUGCAUCGGCGCUUUAUCAAGGUUUGAAGACGCAUGGGUUGUUGAUAAAGAACGGGUUCAUUGAUGACUCGAUUAUAAGUACUUGUUUGAUUGAUAUGUACUUCAAAUGUGGGAAAACGAAGCUUGCUCGUCAAGUGUUUGAAGAGGUUGGUGAAGAUCGAAGAGAUGUGGUCUUGUGGGGGGCGAUGAUUGCUGGUUUUGCGCAUAAUCGGCUGCAAAUUGAAGCGCUUGAGUACCUAAGAUGGAUGGUAAAGGAUAACAUAUUGCCGAAUUCAGUUAUAUUAACUACAAUCCUUCCUGUGAUUAGCCAUGUUCAAUCUAGAAAACUUGGUAAGGAGGUUCAUGCUUAUGUGAUCAAGACGAAAGAGUACUCGAAACAGUUGUUUAUUCAAUCGGGUUUGAUUGAUAUGUAUUGCAAAUGUGGCGAUAUGGGGUCGGGAAGAAAAGUUUUUUACGGGUCAAAGGAAAGGAAUGCGAUAUCCUGGACCGCACUUAUGUCUGGAUAUGCUGCAAAUGGCAGGCUUGAACAGGCUUUAAGAACGAUAGUUUGGAUGCAACAAGAACGGUUUAAACCCGAUAUCGUGACCAUUAACACCGUUAUUCCCGUCUGUGAAAAGCUUAAAGCUUUGAAACAUGGUAAGGAAAUCCAUUGUUUUGCUGUGAAGAAUGGUUUUACUCAGCAAGUGUCUAUAACUACAUCAUUGAUGAUGAUGUAUGCAAAGUGUGGUUGUCAUAGUUAUUCUGUUAAACUGUUUGAUAAUCUAGACCAUAAAAAUGUGAUCUCGUGGACUGCUAUGAUCGAAUCGUAUGUUGAAAACAGGUGUUUUGAUGAGGCGAUUGGUGUUUUCCGGUCAAUGGCGGUGUCGAAACACCGCCCGGAUUCAGUAACGACUUCAAGAAUGUUGAGUAUUUGCGGUGAGAUCAAAGCUUUGAAGCUCGGUAAGGAGAUUCACGGGCAGGUUUUGAAGAAGGAUUUGGGGUCGAUUCCAUUUGUUUGUUCGGAAAUCGUGAGAUUUUACGGGUCGUGUGGUGACAUCGGCAAGGCAGUGAUGGCUUUUGGAAUGAUUCCCGUGAAGGGAUCAAUGACGUGGACCGCAAUUAUUGAGGCAUAUGGAUGUAAUUCUCGCUAUGGGGAGGCGCUUGAUCUUUUCUAUGAGAUGAUUAGACGCGGAUUCUUGCCGAAUCAGUUUACUUUUAAUGCGAUUUUGCGGGUUUGUGAGCAGGCUGGAUUUGCAGAGGAAGCUUGUAAGGUGUUGGAUUUGAUGACAAAAAGAUAUAAAGUGGAAGUAACGGAAGAACAUUAUUCGAGUAUCAUUAGACUCUUGACUAGUUGUGGUCGGACAGAUGAAGCUGAAAACUUGAGGCGAUUGAUGUCGUGUUCAUAGCGUUUUGUAUUGUUAGCUGGAUAUUGUGUUAUUUAAUUGUUGUGCAACUCAAUACUGUUGCUAGUUGAUACUUGUAUGGAAUUUAAAAAAAGAAGACAAGCCAAUUCAACAAACAAGAAGUUAACUAAAGGAAAUGAAAGAUGUGGCCGGCCAAUCUAUUGAAAGUGUUGAGUGUGACAACCGUCAAAAAUUCAGGUAUCUGUACAAUUAAUUAACCAUGAUUAGUGUUUAAUGACUGUACUGAAUUACAAUAAAUUGCUUUCUGAUUACUGCAUCAUA